AUGGUGGUUGAUCAAAAUGCCAUCGAUGGCAUCGUUAGCGCCGAGCAGGCGAUGUAUGGACCAUUCUUUGGAAGUCUUGGAGUGACUGCAGCCAUGGCUUUUGCCGCCGCAGGAUCAGCAUAUGGGACCGCCAAAGCUGGAACGGGAAUAGCUUCUAUGGCUGUUGCUAGACCGGAUCUUGUCAUGAAAGCUAUCAUUCCAGUCGUCAUGGCCGGUAUUGUGGCCAUCUACGGACUUGUGGUUGCUGUCAUUGUUUCCGGAAAAGUUGAGCCAGGAGGUGUAAACUACACUAUCAAUUCGGGAUUCUCUCAGUUUGCCGGAGGUUUAGUUUGUGGAGUUUGUGGACUUGGAGCUGGAUACGCAAUUGGAAUCGCUGGAGACGCGGGAGUGAGGGCCCUCUCACAACAACCGCGCAUGUUCGUCGGAAUGAUCUUGAUUCUCAUUUUCGCCGAAGUUUUGGGUCUCUACGGUAUGAUCGUCGCUCUUAUUCUCGGAGCUACCUAA
This is a messenger RNA of Caenorhabditis remanei, 504 nucleotides long. RefSeq lists its product as uncharacterized. Gene Ontology annotation, biological process: proton transmembrane transport. Gene Ontology annotation, molecular function: proton-transporting ATPase activity, rotational mechanism. Gene Ontology annotation, cellular component: proton-transporting V-type ATPase, V0 domain. The coding region runs from base 1 to 504 and encodes 167 amino acids. The transcript has a single exon. NCBI's taxonomy places the organism in Eukaryota, Metazoa, Nematoda, Chromadorea, Rhabditida, Rhabditidae. The record is from RefSeq and is a predicted model, not a curated record.